AUGGCAUCCCGUCCAAAUUUUGGCCUAAACGAGCUUGAUUUCGUCUUCUCCACUCUUGUCGUCGGAUCUAUCAUGAAUUUCACCUUGAUGUAUCUUCUAGCACCGACUAUGGCAUCUUCAUCCGCAACUCUCCCUUUCAUCUUCUCCAAUUCACCAACAAGCCACAUGUUCGAGCCCGGCGCCUACAGCCUUGUCAACAGGUUAGGAACUUUCGUUUACAAAGGAACAGUGUUCGCCGCCGUGGGUUUUGCAGCCGGUUUAGUCGGAACUGCUCUGUCAAACGGACUAAUCCAGAUGAGGAAGAAGAUGGAUCCGACCUUCGAGUCACCAAACAAAGCUCCACCAACUGUUUUAAACGCCAUGACAUGGGCGAUUCAUAUGGGUUUAAGCAGCAAUUUCAGGUACCAAACUCUGAAUGGGAUCGAGUUCGUUUUUAGCAAAAGGGAUGCCGCCAUUGUUGUUCAAGACUUCUGUGGUUGGGUUGAGAUUGGUGAACAACGUGCUUGGAGGGAUGUCGUUUGUGAUUCUGGCAAGGAUGACCGGAUCACAAAAACGCCGGCGGAGAAACCGAGGAGAAGAAGAUGGUGGGUAGCAGUGAUGAAGAGGAGUGUUCAGAGGAGAAAGUGA
Lactuca saligna is the source of this 627-nucleotide messenger RNA. NCBI's taxonomy places the organism in Eukaryota, Viridiplantae, Streptophyta, Magnoliopsida, Asterales, Asteraceae. The record is from the annotation of a GenBank genome assembly.